Molecule: messenger RNA, 576 nt
Organism: Diaporthe batatas
Lineage: Eukaryota; Fungi; Ascomycota; Sordariomycetes; Diaporthales; Diaporthaceae
Exons: 1
Coding region: 1-576 (191 amino acids)
Source: RefSeq, a predicted model, not a curated record
AUGGCUCCCAACACUAUCACUACCGCUACCGCUACCGCUCAACAGAUUGCUGCCUCAAAGGCCAAGAAAGCCGCAGCAGCCACGGCCACGGCACCACAGGCUGGUGGAAGGGUUGUAUCCGGUGGGCAGGCCUCCAAGCCGCCCACGGCAGCACCCCUCAAUACCAGUCGGCCUCCCCAGGCAGCCUCAACGGCCACAUCAUCGAGAGCACCCGGCGAAGCUGCCCCAGCUCCUACCGCUGCGGCAGCCCAGACCAACAGGGCGUCGCCCGCUACUGCCAGUGGCUCUACGACGCUCCCGGUACACCCAGGACGGCCACUUGCAUCAACCCAAAUUACUCCAGGCCAAGGAGUUCCAGGUCAGAGGACUUCAAUCCCUGCCAACGGGAGGGCCUUUACAACAUCUGCUCCAUCCAAGUCUGAUGAGCCUCGUGGGUCAAAUGAGGACCCUCGGGACCUCGUGCCUCCCAGCGCACCACAGGUAAAAGAGAGCAAAGAUGGUCAAUUUUGGUAUAUGGACCAGCACAAGUGGCAACAGGGAUACAUGCCAAUUAAGAGAGGGUCCCUUUUCAAUUAG